This is a messenger RNA of Anguilla anguilla (European eel), 4070 nucleotides long. It is a transcript of the gene ankrd13a, whose product is annotated as ankyrin repeat domain 13A. The transcript is spliced from 15 exons. The coding region runs from base 240 to 2039 and encodes 599 amino acids. Lineage: Eukaryota; Metazoa; Chordata; Actinopteri; Anguilliformes; Anguillidae. The record is from RefSeq and is a predicted model, not a curated record. Gene Ontology annotation, cellular component: cytoplasm. Gene Ontology annotation, molecular function: protein binding.
CCUGUCACUUCCUUGUUUUUCAAAAGUUUUAUUUUGAGAAGUUAGCACCAUAUUUUACAUGUAUCUCGUUUCAUUUCCAUCUUUAUGUUGGGCCAACAGACGCUUCUUCCAGUGUUAUUUUAGAUUUGCUGUCUGCACUGUAACUUACAACGCAGACUUGUGGUACAACGUUGUUUCAUGCCACUGUGCUGCUGAACUAGCUGGCUAGUAGCUUAUUAACGUUAGUUCAACGAGGGAGAAUGUGUUCCGCCGAAAACGAAGAUUUCAGGGUUAAGUUUCCUCUACAUUACUUUGUCUGGGAGAAUGAUUACAGGAAUCUCGAAAAGGAGUUGAAAAAGAACAACGUAGAGCUGGUUGACCCCAGAGGACGGACACCGCUCCACCUGGCAGUCUCCCUGGGACACCUGGAGUCAGUGAGAGUCUUACUGAGACACAAUGCGGAAGUAACCAAAGAGAAUGCAAAGGGAUGGACAGCAUUGCAGGAGGCGGUCAGCACUGGAGACCCAGAGAUGGUACAGCUGGUACUGCAGAGACGGGACUACCUCAAAGCCUCCACAGCCCUGGGAGGGGUGCCUGAGCUGCUGUCCAAAAUCCGUGAGUCUCCAGAUUUUUACAUGGAAAUGAAGUGGGAGUUCACAAGUUGGAUACCCCUGGUGUCACGGGUGUGCCCCAGUGACGUGUGUCGAAUUUGGAAGAGCGGUGCCAACAUUCGCGUGGACGCCACACUGCUGGGGUUCGAGAACAUGACCUGGAUCAGAGGUCGAAGGAGUUACAUCUUCAGAGGAGACGACAGCUGCACGGAGCUGAUGGAGGUGAACCACGACGAAGAGGUGGUCGACACGGAGCGCUUCGACAUCUCGCGGGAGAUCGAGGACGUCACGCUGGACUCCAUGCAGCCGGCCGAGCACGAGGUCGCCAAGCGACUGACCACGCCCAUCGUCAACACCUACCUGGACACCCGCCACAUCGCCUUUGAGAGGAAUAAAUCUGGGAUUUGGGGCUGGAGGACGGAAAAGACAGAGGUCGUCAACGGAUUCGAAGCAAAGGUUUUCACUGUGAACAACGUCAACGUGGUGAUCCGGACGCGGACAGAGCAUCUCACGGACGAGGAGAAGGCCCGAAUAAAAGAUGAGCGGAAUGUUCUGGAAUCUCUCCUCGGAACAGUGGAGCAGCACUUCAGCGCCCAAGGGGACCUCACCCUGGAGUACGCCACUGCCACAAACCCCACGGCCAUCACGCCUGAGGAGUACUUCGACCCAGACUUUGACCUGAAGGACCGAGACAUCGGCCGGCCCAUCGAGCUCACCAUCCGAACCCAGAAGUUCAAGGCCACCCUGUGGAUGAGCGAGGAGCACCCCCUCUCCCUGGUGGAGCAGGUGACCCCCAUCAUCGACCUCAUGGCCCGCACGAGCACGCACUUCGCCCGGCUGAGGGACUUCGUCACCCUGCAGUUCCCCCCGGGAUUCCCAGUCAAGAUCGAGAUCCCGCUCUUCCACGUGCUGAACGCUAGGAUCACCUUCGGGAACGUCAACAGGUGCAGCACCGGAGAGCCCCUGGACACGAACCCGCCGUCUGCAGCCGCGACGCCCACGGACGAGGAGGAGGGCGUGGCCCUUGCUCCAUUCCAGGUGUGCCCCACGGUGUUUGAGGUGCCCCCCCACUACCGCCACCGCGGGGGCAGCCGAGCCACGCCCGUGUCCAACCACGACGAGGAGCUGCUGCAGUACGCCAUCCACCAGAGCCUACUGGAGGCUAACGGAGGCCUGCGGGAGACAUCUUGGGCUGACAGCAACGGGAGGGUCAGCGAAUCAACGCUCAACAGCCCUGGUGAAAGUUCCAGGUCUGUCCCCGAGGGGGUGCUGGUGGACCUGGGAAACUCGGUCGGCCCUGUCAGCAGCGGAUCCACCGUCAGCCCAGACUCUGACCUCCAGCUCGCCAUCUCCCUCUCCGCCCGGGCGCAGGAGGAAGAGGAGCAGAGACGGAGGGAGGAAGAGGAGGAGCUGGAGAGGAUUUUGAGGCUCUCGCUCACUGAGAAAUAAACUAGUGAGGGGAGCAAAAAUAAUAAUAAUAAUUACUUUUUUUCCUGUAAAGGAAGUGAGUCGACCUUUGCCAUAGCUACGCUAACUUUCUAACUCCAGAGGCGGCCAUUUUGAGCCCUGCCACACCGGAAAGCCCGUUAACCUGCAGGCGUCAGUCUUAACAUGCAGCGGGUGGGGCCCACACCACCACAAGCAACUAUUGUCAAUGUGUGGUACACAUUGUUUCUUACUAUUUUAUAUGCAUAAACAUUUAUUAUAUAUAUAUAUAUACACGUAUAUAUAUUUGUAUCCCUUCAUAAUUUUAUACGCGCACUCGUUUCUUGAGCAACGUCUCUGUGUGGCAAGUUCUGCGCGCCGUUGGCCAGGUUUUUGAACACUACCUUAGAAGAGGCUGGAGUGGAGGCAAAGUCAGGCCUGACGGACUGCAUUGUUUUAGGAAAUUUUGAGUAUUCCACUGUGAAGGGAAAAGGAGGUAGAUAUGAUCCAAUGGCGCACGUAAUAUGAUCGUUGACUGGACGUGUUGGUGAGAGUCGAGUCUGCGGGUAGAGUUUUAGAAAAAGGCUUUAGCGUUUCAAUUAAAAGAUAUCUCAGGGUUUCGUACUAGUUCCUCUGACCUUUUUUUUAAGAGGGUGUGAAAGUAAGGCAGAGGGGGCACGUUGAAAAGGAGAGAAUGUUCGUUAAGGUAUGGCGGUCGAGUCAACAAUAAAUUUAGGCCGCACUGUAGCAAGUUCAAUAGCGUAAAUCCGGGCCUGUUGCCGAGCUUUCACGUUUUUCAUAUCCGGGUCAAACAAGGGUCAGUAACUACAUCACGUUAGCAACCGUCAGCAGGCAUAUUGGGACAAACGGGUACGCAAAACAAUCGAAGCAAUAGCAAUGCCAGUGUGCCUGCGGAAAAGAUAUACACGGCCCAGAGCUGGCUACACGCGGUGUCAAUCUCCAGUGGAAGACUUGAGUGUAAUGUUCAGGUUUGCAGUGUAGGCCUUUAAUUGUAAGUUUCUGUUAUGUAUAAAUGUUAAUAGUUGAGUAACGGAAUCGGUAAUGUGCCAGAGCUGCAAUGCAAAAGUAUUAAAAGGGCUGAACCCCCCCCCCCCCCCCCCAGACGCAGACUGCCACAACCGUCGUUUUACUGGUCCGCACGUGAAUUCCUGGGAAGUUGUACGCUCUAUAUGUGAACGCGGACGCCAGCUGAAUGUAGCAUCACAGAACCGCGUUGGCCUCUCUCUGUCUGUGGAGAGAGCCUUGCGGUGCUUCGGUUUGCCCUGCUAGUUAGCAACUUGCUAUGCGAUUCAAGACCAAAAUUAUUUUAUUUUAUUUUUUUUUAAAGAAAGAAAUAAAAUGGUUGGAGAUGUGUAGCAUUUCGUUGCGUGCUCAGACGAAGGGGGAUUUCGUAUUUUAUACUUUGAAAGUCUUGAAACUUUUGCUCAAAAAAAUUAAUUGAGGCAUUUAAACAACACUGGGAACUGAUAUAAGUGCAUAUAAAGUAUUUCCAAACAGUGACGUAAUAUUUUUUUCUUAUGGCUGGUACUGCAAACCUCGAGGAUCGUAUAAACAGACAAGAGAUCUCUAUCAUCCAAAAUAAUUUUGCAUUAAUAAUAUUAGUUUUGAAAGGGGAAGGGACUUCGUAUGCUGUAUUAAUUUUGCUGGAGAGCUCUUGUCUUAACAUGUUGAAGAAUUUGCUUCUUAAAAGACAUUUGUCAGUUUCAGAAUGUUCGUUUUUGUCUUUAAAAAAAAAUAAAAGCACUUUAUUUCCAGUGAGAUUUAAGAGACUUAUUGUAUUUAGAGUUGUAAAAACUGAGAUUAGUAUCAUGAUACUCACAAUUUGCUGUUUAAUUCACUAAAUGAGUAAUUAUUUUGAGUUCCCUUUUGGAAAAAAGUGACAUUUAUUGCACUUCCUAAAUCAAACAGGUGAUGGCAGUGUUCUUUGAUAUUUUAUUGUAGUUCUCCAUUUUAUUGUAGUUCCCCUUCCUGACAGACCAAAAAAGGAUUGUCUAUGUCUUAUUUGUCUCUUAAUAAACUUGGUCCUCAUCUGUU